ACAGAGAGGCAGGGACAUUGAGCUCAGAGAGUCCCAGCUCUCUCCUGCUCUCAGCCUGAUUUAGCUGAUGACAGCUGCUGCUCACCAGCCCCACUAGCUCUCAGUUCGUGGCCUAGCCAAGCCCCCAAACCCCAGACUAACUGUUCCAGUGAUUGCUCCAGUCCACCCCCAAAUGGCUCAGAAAGAAGAGGCUGCCGCUGCUGCUCCUCAAAAUGGAGAGGGGAACUCUGAUAACCUGGAUGAUCCUGAGAAGUUGAAGGAGCUGAUUGAGUUACCGCCCUUUGAGAUUGUCACAGGGGAACGGCUUCCUGUCAAUUAUUUUAAGUUUCAGUUCAGGAAUGUGGAAUACAGCUCUGGCCGGAACAAGACCUUCCUGUGCUAUGUGUUGGAGGUCCAGGGCAAAGAUGGCCAAGGCCAGAUGUCCCGGGGCUACCUGGAGGAUGAGCACGCUACAGCGCACGCGGAAGAGGCCUUCUUCAAAACCAUCCUGCCCACCUUUGACCCUGCCCUUCGCUACAAUGUCACCUGGUACGUCUCCUCCAGCCCCUGCGCAGCCUGUGCCGACCGCAUCUCGAGCACCCUGAGCAAAAACAAGAACCUCAGGAUGCUCCUCUUGGUGGGUCGGCUCUUCAUGUGGGAAGAGCCCGAGAUCAAGGCUGCCUUGAAGAGGUUGAAGGAAGCGGGAUGCAAGCUACGCAUCAUGAAGCCCCAGGACUUCGAGUAUGUGUGGCAGAAUUUUGUGGAGCAAGAAGAGGGAGAAUCGAAGGCCUUUGUGCCCUGGGAGGACAUUCAGGAGAACUUCCUUUACUAUGAGGAGAAGCUGGCUGAGGUCCUGCACUGAUCUGUCUUUACACGGCUAGCCUGUCACCUCCAAGAGACAUCAGUGACAUACCCAGCCAUCUGGGACAUGCCUGUGGCUUCCUAAUACCACUUGGAGCCAGACAGUAUCCAAGUCAACUCAUCAGACAGCCCCUUAAUGGACUAAAAAUAUACUUCCUCUGUGCAUUUAAUUUAAGCUGUGCCCCUCUUUGUUAAAGUCUGGUAGGAGGGAGGGAGAAAAAGAAAGGUGGGGUGGAGGGGAAGAAAACAAUUGUUUUUAGGCAACAGGUUAUAGUCACUCCCCAACAGGCUGCAUUAUAAACCAAAUAUGCUCAGAUCCAAGGUGCAAAUCUUAGAAGUAUGUCCAGCAAUGUGUUUUGUAAUGUUAAAAAAAACUUUUUUUUUUUAAAGAGAACAGCAAUAAUUACCAAAAGAGAAUAAUGUUAUGGUUUUUAUUUCUCAAAUGCAAACUGACAGAUGCUAGGUUUACAAGAAACUUAGCAUCUGAGAGGUUAGAAAUAACAGAACAUGAUCAACCAGAGUAGAAUUCAAGU
Messenger RNA from Sarcophilus harrisii (Tasmanian devil), 1373 nucleotides. RefSeq names its product apolipoprotein B mRNA editing enzyme catalytic subunit 2 (gene APOBEC2). Gene Ontology annotation, biological process: cytidine to uridine editing. Gene Ontology annotation, molecular function: zinc ion binding; cytidine deaminase activity; RNA binding. The record is from RefSeq and is a predicted model, not a curated record. Lineage: Eukaryota; Metazoa; Chordata; Mammalia; Dasyuromorphia; Dasyuridae. The transcript is spliced from 3 exons. Bases 173 to 841 code for a protein of 222 amino acids. Gene Ontology annotation, cellular component: nucleus; cytoplasm.